CACAUCAAAUCCAGUUCAUUGUGUAGAUUUGGUCACUAAUGCUUUACUCCGAGGUGACCAACAGUUCUGCUGGGUUCACCUUCUUGUCCCAAUUAGCCAUUCAUUUCUGCUCCAGAGCCUGCUUCCUGGCUUUUAAAAGAAGAUACCAGAUAUCAAGAUAUGAAAUUUUCUUCCUCCCAGAAAAUUAGGCCCUAGAGAGUAUGAGAGAGUUUUAAGGAGAUGAUUUGCAUAUAGGCCUUCCACGUAUGUUUGUCAUCUCAAGCAUAGGUGGAGAAGUAGGGCGAGGCCACGAAGGAAGCUACGUGGGCAAACACUUCCGCAUGGGAUUCAUGACAAUGCCUGCUCCUCAGGACAGACUACCCCAUCCUUGCUCCAGUGGCUUUUCCGUGAGAUCACAGUCCCUGCACUCAGUUGGGGGAACAGAUGACGACAGCAGCUGUGGCUCCAGGAGGCAACCACCACCCAAACCCAAGCGGGACCCCAGCACCAAGCUGAGCACCUCCUCGGAGACGGUGGACAGCACAGCAGCCAGUAAGAGUGGGAAACCCCCGGAGAGGACGGAAGUAUCAACCAAACCAAGACCCCACAGUGAUGAAUAUUCCAAGAAGAUUCCUCCUCCUAAACCUAAACGGAAUCCAAACACUCAGCUUAGCACAUCUUUCGAUGAAACGUACGUCAAAAAGCACGGGCCCAGGAGGACAUCCCUCACCCGGGAUUCCUCCCUGUCGCACGUCGGCAGCCCCGCGGGAGACCCCGAGGAAGAGGAGCCCGUGUACAUCGAGAUGGUGGGGAACAUCCUCAGAGACUUCCGGAAAGAGGAGGACGACCAGAGCGAGGCCGUCUAUGAGGAAAUGAAGUACCCCAUUUUUGACGACUUAGGCCAAGAUUCCAAAUGUGACCUCGACCAUCACAGUUGUUCUUCACAGUGUGCUACUCCCACGGUGCCUGACUCGGACUUCGCCAAGUCCUCAGUGCCAUGUACUCCUAAGGGUUUGCUCUGCGACAUCCCCCCGCCCUUCCCCAACCUGCUUUCCCACAGACCCCCCCUGCUGGUGUUCCCGCCGGCCCCUGUGCACUGCUCCCCCAACUCUGACGAGUCUCCGCUGACGCCCCUGGAGGUCACCAAGCUUCCCGUGCUGGAAAACGUGUCUUACAUGAAGCAGGCGGCUGGGGCGUCUCCGUCCUCCCUGCCGCCUCACACCCCCGGCCACGCUAAACCGGACAAAGACCAGACCGCAGCCCUGGGACCUGCUUCUGCCACUUCCGUGCUGUCCUCGUCGCCUCCGCCCCCUUCCGCUCUGUACCGAACCCAGUCUCCGCACGGCCAUCCUAAAAGUCACUCCGCCUCUCCCUCCCCGGUGAGCAUGGGGAGGUCCCUGACGCCCCUGAGCCUCAAAAGGCCUCCCCCCUACGACGCCGUGCAUGCGGGCAGCCUCUCAAGGAGCUCGCCAUCAGUGCCUCAUGCCACCCCCAGGCCAGUGUCGCAAGAUGGGGCCAAGAUGGUCAACGCCUCGGUGAACACUUACGGGGCGGCGGCCCCCGGCGGCUCCCGCUCGCGAACACCCACCAGUCCUCUGGAGGAACUGACCAGCCUCUUUACCUCAGGACGCAGCCUGCUGAGGAAGUCGUCGUCCAGCGGCCGGCGCUCCAAGGAACCCGCAGAGAAAUCAACAGAGGAGCUGAAAGUCCGAAGCCACAGCACGGAGCCAUUACCAAAGUUGGACAACAAGGAGAGAGGCCACCACGGGGCAUCUUCCUCCAGAGAGCCUGUCAAAGCUCAGGAAUGGGACGGAACACCAGGUCCACCUGUGGUCACCAGUAGAUUGGGAAGAUGCUCUGUGAGCCCCACCUUGUUAGCAGGAAACCACAGUUCAGAGCCUAAAGUAAGCUGCAAAUUAGGCCGGUCUGCGUCGACGUCAGGUGUGCCUCCUCAGUCAGUCGCUCCUCUCAGGCAAGCCAGCGACCUGCAACAGAGCCAGGUGGCAUGCAUGCAGUGGUUUCAUGGAGACCAUACAAUGCUUGAGAUGAUUGAGAAAAAGCGUUGCUUGUGCAAGGAAAUAAAGGAUAGACAGAAAACGGAAAAGGGCCUUUGCAAACAGGAUAGCAUGCCUAUCCUACCCAGCUGGAAGAAGAAUGCAGGUGCAAAGAAGUACAGCCCUCCACCCUAUUCUAAACAGCAAACGGUGUUCUGGGAUACUGCCAUAUGAGUGUGCGCAGGAUGGCGUGAGCGCCUCAGUACUCACUACGAAGAGGGAGGUCGACUCGGUCAUGUGAUAAUUAACUGUUCCAUAUCUUCUCUGUUGGAGUGGAAUGCCAGGGCAAGCUGUGCCUACCCGUGGCAAGUUCAAGAUAAAAUGAAUAUGUCCUUGCAGUAAAGGCCCACUUAUUUUAUCCUGGAUUAUUUUGAAUCCAGAAGAUAUUGAAAUGUACAUAUUUUACUAGUUUAUGGGUGACAUCUGAAAUAAUACACAUUAUACGUAUAUAAAUUACAGAAAGAUCAAGAGUUUACUAUAUGAUAUAAUUUCGGUAUCAACUGGUUUGCUAUCUCUUUUAUAUGUAAUCCCUUGAUGCCUUUUAUUAUUAAUUUUUGCAUUUAAAAAUGUUGUUUUCCCUUGCCCAUAUUUGGCUUCUGUACAAGAGCUCACAGCUAUAAAUCAUGUUCAACGACAUAAUAUAUGAUCUGGUGCUAGUAAUGUAGAAGUUGACUAUCAUAUUUGUUAAGAGCAUCUGUUACUUUUUAAGUUUUUAAGGAUUUGACAGGAAAUGAAUGCAAAUGUGAUGCUUAAUUUGGACUUCCAAGCUACAUUGACACCAAUAUUUUUGUUACAUUGGCUUUAUAAGAAUUUCUUUUCAAUAUCCUCUUGUUUAUACUAAGCAGUGAUGAGUCAGACUCCAGAGCAAAUAAUUAGGAUCUAUUUGGACAUCCCAGCAGAAAACAUUUUCUUUAGAAAUGACUUUAGGGACAUGUGUCCUUGCAUCAUUGAUCUGAUUGCAGGAGACCAGGGUUCACUGUGACAAUGGAAGGAACAAGGAAUCAAGAGCUGAUGAGCGUGAUGACUUUCAGGAAAGUGGGACCAGUGGCAUUGUAGCCACCAUAGUCACCAUUUUUAAGUAACUUUUCAUGUGUAUGCUUGCUUCCCCUAGAAAAUGAGAAAUAAACAUUAAACUACACCAGUUU
Lemur catta (Ring-tailed lemur) is the source of this 3178-nucleotide messenger RNA. RefSeq names its product neuronal tyrosine-phosphorylated phosphoinositide-3-kinase adaptor 2 (gene NYAP2). The coding region runs from base 246 to 2207 and encodes 653 amino acids. Lineage: Eukaryota; Metazoa; Chordata; Mammalia; Primates; Lemuridae. The record is from RefSeq and is a predicted model, not a curated record. The transcript is spliced from 6 exons. Gene Ontology annotation, biological process: neuron projection morphogenesis; phosphatidylinositol 3-kinase/protein kinase B signal transduction.